AUGGUUCGUCAGCUAAACUGUAUCGUCGCUGUGUCCCAGAACAUGGGCAUCGGCAAGAACGGAGACCUACCCUGGCCCCCGCUCAGGAAUGAAUUCAAGUAUUUUCAAAGAAUGACCACGACCACAUCUUCUUCCGUAGACGGUAAACAGAAUGUGGUGAUUAUGGGUAGGAAGACCUGGUUCUCCAUUCCCAAGAAGCAUAGACCUUUGAAAGAUAGAAUUAAUUUAGUUCUCAGUAGAGAACUCAAUCUGGAUGAUGCCUUAAAACUUAUUGAGCAACCAGAAAUAGGAAAUAAAGUGGAAAUGGUUUGGAUAAUUGGAGGCAGUUCUGUCUACAAGGAAGCCAUGGACCAGCCAGGCCAUCUUAGACUGUUCGUGACAAGGAUCAUGCAGGAAUUUGAAAGUGACACAUUUUUCCCUGAAAUUGAUUUACAGAAAUAUAAACUUCUCCCAGAAUACCCAGGUGUUCUUUCUGAUGUCCAGGAAGAGAAUGGUAUUAAGUAUAAAUUUGAAGUAUAUGAAAAGAAUGAAUAA
Molecule: messenger RNA, 534 nt
Organism: Orycteropus afer afer
Lineage: Eukaryota; Metazoa; Chordata; Mammalia; Tubulidentata; Orycteropodidae
Gene: DHFR
Product: dihydrofolate reductase
Exons: 6
Coding region: 1-534 (177 amino acids)
Biological process (GO): folic acid metabolic process; glycine biosynthetic process; tetrahydrofolate biosynthetic process
Cellular component (GO): mitochondrion
Molecular function (GO): dihydrofolate reductase activity; NADP binding
Source: RefSeq, a predicted model, not a curated record